CCUAUUUCUAUUAUAUCUCCCAUUUUUAUAUAUAAUACUUAUAUUUCUAUAUUUUAUUUAUUUCUUUCACUCCUUUGUAUUUGUAUUUUUUAUUUAUUUUCUUCACUCUUAAUAUAAUAUAAUUUUUAUUUUCAUUUUUUUAUUCUUCAUUUUUUUCUCUCUGUGAAGGUUCUUUCUCUCUCUUAUAACAGGAUACAGAACAAAAAAGCACGAUGUCCACCUCUGCCGCGGCCCAUGUGUUUGUGCAGAUGUGAAUAAGGUUGAGAGAUUGCUUCGGUCGUAUAUCGUGAGGCUGUUUUUGUGAAGUAGCGGAUGAACCCUAUUUGUGCUUAAUUACCCAAAAUGAUGUCGUUUAAAUUUUUUUUCCUUUUUUUUUUUUUUUUUUGUGUGAGUAAUUUACUUUUUGCAAAACUUUAAUACUAUUACGUAAAGAAUAUUUGGUAGCAUUUUAGUAUAUUUAUCUAUCCCGAUUCUUUAUUUGCACAAUUUUUCAAAAUUACGGAUUUUUGAAACCAACUUUUGAUGAUUUUUUUUUUCACCCAUUAUUCUACACACUGACACAGCUGUUUUCAUUUCAUUUUCAUCCCCCAAAACCUGAAAACCAGUCCAAACCUAAAACCCAAAACCCUAUAAAUGUCUUCUUCGCUCGCUAUUCGCCACGUCCGCCACCUCUCAACAAUUGCGGCCUUUGCCGCUGCCACUGACGCCGCAUUCUCCAUCUUCAAGGCCAUAGCAAAACUCAAAACAGAAUUCGAUCCAGACAAAGCCUUCGAGAUCUAUUCCUCUGUCUCCGGCCACUACGCCUCUCCUUUCUCCGCCCGCUUCACUCAGAAAUUCACCGUUAAGCGCCUUGAGAAGUCUCACCAAUUCUCCUACAUCGAAAACCUAAUCGAGUCCCUCAAAAAUAACCCCGAAAUCACCCAAGAACCCUACCUCUCUAGCGUCAUUCGAGCGUACGGCUCUGCCGGCAUGUUCGAUCACUCCCUCAAAACAUACAAUCAAAUGGAGGAACUGGGCACACCCAGAACUGCUAUCUCAUUCAAUGCUCUUCUUGCGGCGUGUAACGAAUCGAAGCUAUUCGAUCAAGUACCCCAACUGUUCGAGGAAAUGCCUCAAAAGUUCGGAUUUUUACCUGAUAAAUUCUCUUAUGAUAUAUUGGUUAAGUCUUACUGCAAUUCGGGUUCGACUGAUUUGGCAAUUUUGAGAAUGAAAGAAAUGGAAGAGAAAGGAAUCGAAAUUUGGACAAUCACGUUCACGACGAUAAUGCAUGCUCUGUAUAAGGAGGGGAAGAGUGAUGAGGCUGAGAGAAUUUGGAAUGAGAUGGUGGAAAAAGGGUGUUCGCCUGAUGUCGCGGCAGACUAUGUUCGGAUAAUGCAUAUCGGCGGUGGCAUUGUAGGGUUGAAACCAAACACCAUUACUUACAAUUUUUUGAUGGCUUGUUGUUGUAAGCAUGGGAAGUUGGAAGUAGCUGAGAAGGUUUACCGAGGAUUGAAGGGAAAUGGGUGUCAUCCGAAUGUUUCGACUUUUAGGACUUUGAUAUAUUAUUUGUGCAGGAAUGGGAAUCAUGAGAAGGGGUAUGAGGUGUUUAAGGACAGUGUGAAGUGUCAUAAGUUUCCCGAUUUCAAUACGUUGAAGCCUUUGGUGCAAGGGUUGGUGAAGAAAUCUAAAAGGAAGGAGGCCAAAGAUUUGAUUCGGACUAUGAACCCUUCUAACCUUUUGAAUGCUUGGAAGAGACUCGAGGAGGAUCUCGGUUUGGCAGCUGCUGAUUCUUCUGUUGAAAACCAAGAGGAAGGAGGCAAAGGGUUUGGUGAUUUGGUGGAAGGGUUGGUGAAGAAACCGAAAAGGAAGAAGGCCGAAGGGUUGAUUCGGAGUACAAAGGGGUUCCCUUCUAACCUUUUGAAUGCUUGGAAGAGACACUAGGAGGAUCUUGGUUUGGCAGCUGCUGAUUCUUCUGGUGAAAACCAGUCCUUCUGCAACUAGAGUGAUUCACUUUGCCUGAAUUUUGAGUUUCAGGGAUGAUGUGAUACUGUGAAAUUCAUUCCAGAGCUUCCAUUGAAUGCUUGGAAGAGACACUAGGAGGAUCUUUCGUAGCUAUCCUUUAUGAGUAAAGAUUUGUCAAGCCAAUGCUAUUGUUGAUAUGAAUGUUAACAAUAUCAUCCGAUGGAUAUAAUCUGGCUCAAAAAGUAACUCUUGUUCUAUAUUUUCUAUAAUAUGUCUACUAGUUUUCGCAUGA
This is a messenger RNA of Cornus florida, 2233 nucleotides long. Its product is annotated as small ribosomal subunit protein mL103 (rPPR7)-like. The transcript has a single exon. Lineage: Eukaryota; Viridiplantae; Streptophyta; Magnoliopsida; Cornales; Cornaceae. The record is from RefSeq and is a predicted model, not a curated record. Gene Ontology annotation, molecular function: protein binding. The coding region runs from base 634 to 1920 and encodes 428 amino acids.